AUGGGGCUGCUCUUCUUGGAGCGGCUGGAGGGGGAGGGCGUGUUCAGGUGCCGGCGCUGCCGCGUGGACGCCGCCUCCAAGGACGCCAUCAUCUCCAGGGACUUCUUCGGCCGCACCGGCCGCGCCUACCUCUUCGACCACGUUGUGAACAUAUGCCUAGGCCCUAAUGAGGAUCGAUAUCUUGUAACCGGACUCCAUACUGUGAAUGACAUCUACUGUAGCUGCUGCCAACAGAUUCUUGGCUGGAGAUAUGAGAAAGCCUACGAGCAAAGCGAGAAAUACAAGGAAGGGAAGUACAUCCUCGAGAGAGCCAGAAUGGUGAAAGACGGAUCAGUUGUUGGAUUAGUUGAAAACACGGUAGGAGCAAAAGUCAGUGGAAAAGUUGAAAUCUGGGCUAUUGCAAGCGGCAUCACUGCAUCAGACCUUUGA
Molecule: messenger RNA, 429 nt
Organism: Miscanthus lutarioriparius
Lineage: Eukaryota; Viridiplantae; Streptophyta; Magnoliopsida; Poales; Poaceae
Source: the annotation of a GenBank genome assembly